Gambusia affinis (western mosquitofish) is the source of this 4817-nucleotide messenger RNA. RefSeq names its product ectonucleotide pyrophosphatase/phosphodiesterase 4 (gene enpp4). Lineage: Eukaryota; Metazoa; Chordata; Actinopteri; Cyprinodontiformes; Poeciliidae. The coding region runs from base 146 to 1513 and encodes 455 amino acids. The transcript is spliced from 8 exons. The record is from RefSeq and is a predicted model, not a curated record.
UAGCGCUAGCUUUGAGUCAGUCAGCCUGUCAGUCUUUAUGUUGUUUGAGGUCUAACGAGGAUGUCAGAGCGAAAAUAGUCCGUGUCGGGGUUAUUCAAGGCUACUAAGAGUCAGGAGGGGAAAUAUCUGCAAGCCUAAAAACAGGAUGUUUCCCAGAGUGCUGUUGGCCUUCCUGUGGGGCGUCAGUGCUUUGGCCGCUGAAAACGACACAACCCAGCAGACUCUGCCGCUGCUGCUGGUGUCAUUUGACGGCUUCCGGGCCGACUACCUGGACAGGUUUCCCAUGCCUAAUCUGAAGCUCCUGUACAGCCAGGGGGUCCUGGUGGACCAACUCACCAACAUCUUCAUCACCAAAACAUUUCCCAACCACUACAGCCUGGUGACCGGUCUGUAUGCAGAGUCUCAUGGGAUCCUGGCCAGUAGCAUGUACGACCCCAUCAACCACAAGCACUUCACCCUCCAGAAUGACAGCGACCCCAUGUGGUGGAGCGCGGCUCAGCCACUGUGGCUCACGGCAAAGGACUCCGGCUACAAGACGGCGUCUGCCAUGUGGCCUGGCUCCGACGUGACCAACCGCACGCCUACGCACUUCUUCUCGUACAACCCAGGAGUGACGUUCCAGCAGCGCCUGGGGAAUGUGACAGACUGGAUAUUAGGAGACGGGAAGGAGCCAGGAGCGAUGUUCGCGACUCUUUACUGGGAGGAGCCGGACCGGUCGGGUCACGCGUUCGGUCCUGAAAACACCACAGCAAUGACUAAAGCACUAAAGGAGGUUGACGACAACAUCGGCCUGCUGAUGUCUGAGCUGAAGAAGAGCGGCCUCUGGGGUCGCAUCAACCUCAUAGUGACCAGCGACCACGGCAUGGCGCAGUGCUCAGCCGAUCGCCUCAUACGGUUGGACGACUGCCUCCACCCUGACAACUACACUCUGGUGGACCUGACGCCGGUCGCCGCUCUCAUCCCCAAAAAUGACUCAGAGAGCGUCUUCAGCUUGCUGAAUAAGUGCCAUCCUCACAUGACGGCGUACAUGAAGAAAUCCAUCCCCGAUAGGCUUCACUAUCGGAACAAUGUACGCAUCCAGCCAAUCUUACUAAUCGCUGACGAAGGCUGGACCAUAGUGAAGCGGGGGAAAAAGCUACCAAGAUUGGGUGAUCAUGGGUACGACAACUCGCUGCCAAGCAUGCUCCCCUUCCUGGCAGCGACGGGCCCCGGCUUCCAUCAAGGUCUCCGGUUGAAGAGUUUACAGAGCGUGGAUGUGUACCCGCUCAUGUGCCGGCUGCUGUCGGUGCCGGCGCAGCCCAACAACGGCUCUAUGACCAGGGCUCGGUGUCUGCUGGCUGGCGAGACCUGCUGGGAUGUGGCUUUGGUGAUCGGUCUGGUGGUGGGCGUCUUGCUGCUGCUCACUAUCAUCACUGUUCUUUUCAGGUGCAUGGGCACUCGUCACAGCUCAGACCCCAGGCCCUUCCAGAGGUUGGACUUUCUUUGUGACGAUGACGAACCUUUGAUCCCAUAAACCGCUGAGUGAUCUGCUUGUGCUUCUCUUAGUGCACCUUGUUUUGUUUUCUCCUCCCAUGUUGUUUUCACUUCGUCACAUACAAGGAGAAAUCCCUCAGGUUUGCUUCACUUGGUAUGAAGUGGUGUAAAAUCUGCUGUUACAGUGGAUACUGUUUGUUUGAUUUUGACAAUGUGAUAAAAGACAGUCCCAGAUGUACUUCAUUGACAUUUAUCAUUUUAGUCAUGGAGGUACAAAAAAGGGUUUUCAGGUUACUUUUAAUGUGGGUGCCAUUGAUUUGGGCAUGUGGGUUCUAUUUUUUGCCAGCAGAGGGAGCCAGUGGCUUAUGCUUAACCCUUGUCAGUUAAAAAAAAAGAUUUUUUUCAUUUGUUUUUUUAUUUUAUUUUAAAAGCAAUUGCACUAAAAGUUAAGAUAUGUGCAACUACUAAUGGUCUUCCUUGCUGAAAUCAAAUUUGCAUCGGGAUGGAGUUCUUUGCAAGUUAGUCAUAAAUGUAAUGCCAAAGAAGAUUUUGUCAUUGGCUUCCUUUCUGAAUUUUUGGUUAAAACUUGAUGAGGUUUGGUUCCCUUAAUAAGGGGCAGUGGACUGUUUUGCAGGGAUCAAAAACUGUGAAUUGUUGCUGCUGAAAGCUCUAAUAAAUGUGUUGAUAUUCUUAUGUUCAGAUCAAACAUAUCUUCUUGAAACCCUACGAAGAAAGUAGGCAAUCACUCUGCUCAGUUUCAUUAGUAUAAUUUAAAAAUUGCAUAGUAUACGGAUGGAUAAGUAUCUAUAAAUCUACAGAAAUAUAAGUGUACAAAAUAGAAGAUGAGUAUUCUCUUGUGCAUUCUUGAUUUUGGAUUAUGUUCCAGAAACCAAUAUAUUGAAUAUUGAAUAUCUCACUCCUUUUUUUUCAUGCUGUAAGGCUUGCAUGGAUCCUCAAUCAUAUGUGUAGUUGUAUAAAUAAUGUCAUAUGUAAUAUUUUCGUGGGUCUUUCUUCAUCAGUGUAUGUGUAAGAGGAUAUCUGGUUACUGAAACAACAGAAGAAAUGCAUAAAUGAGUUCAUGUUUUGGUCAUUCUUAGGAUAUUUUUUUAAAUUUAUUUUUAAAUCCCUCUCCUUAAUUAUUGACAUCCCUGGAAAAGAUAAGUACAAAACCUUAAAAUACUUUACUCAAUAUUUUAAAUCUUAUCAUUCUGACUAAAUAUGGGCAGGUGUAUUUAUUUUGUCCAAUAGUUAAAUUUAUUUAUAGACAGUUUUAAGAAUUUCAUUUGGUAAUUUUACACCAGCGUUUUGGUCAAAUUUAUUCUGUUUUUUUUUUUUCUUCCUUUUUUCAAGAAUGCAAUGUGAGAUUAGACAACAGAUAAAAUGUUUAUUUUCUGACUUUUUGUAAAUAUUUACCGGGGGUGUCAAUAAUUAAUUUUUACCAUAAAAAUUCCAAAUAUUCAUAUUUGGUUUAAUAAAUCUCAAAAGUGACUUUAUGACAAUCUUGCAUUUAAAUGUCAGUACAGAGCUUCAGCUUUGCACAAUAUUUGUUACUGCUUUUAGAAAGUAAAAUAUUUUGUCAUUAUACCGGCCUGUAAAGAGAUUUUUUUUUUUUUAAAAUAAAUGGUUUAUUACUAGAAUCCUUGUGUUGUGUUCAGUGAAAAAAGUGCAACACACGUUUGGAAAAAUUAAUUUAUAUCCCUUUGUAUUUUUUUUCUCCAUUGCAGUCACAACAUUACAACGUAAUAAAAUGGCAAAUAUAUAAAAUCAAACUCAAUACUGACAAUAGAUCUCUGUAUUGUGUUCAAAUUAGCUGUACAUAUCUUUUUAUCUUGUUUAAAAUCAUCUCUAUGUAGUCAUCUGUAUUACUGUAAAUCUUUGUCUCUUCACAGAUAAAUAGACUUUUAUUUUCAGGAGGUAUUGUAACAAAAAUAACACAUUUUCUAACUUUGGCCUCCUGGAGCCAUCAAAAAAAUAUUUUUCAACUCUUCCCCAGAAUGCCGCAACACCAUAGUGGACACAGAACAGAGGGACUAAAACCAGAGACGCCAUAAUCUGUCCUCUCUCCGUCUCAUUUGUGAUUGGUCAGAAAUAUUUGGUGUAAAUUAAAGGCAACCAUAAACUAUACAGUCUAUUGAUGCACCCCUUUCAACCUACCAAAGAAAAGGAAAAGAGAAAUAAAUUAGAAUAUUCCUGAAUGGUGUUCUGAUGUGCUGACGCAGGAGCAGUUUGAACACAUUCGAUGACGGUAGCCAUCUUUUUUUACACUGAAUUCAGAAGAGGCCAGACAGCCCACUCUUACAUUAAUAUUUUCCAAGUGUCGAACUAUGUAUUAUCAGUUAAAAAUAAUCUCAAAUAUGUUCACAUAUUUGGUAUCAUUCAGCCAUUUAUUUAGCUGAAUCAGGCCGCUAAGUAAAUGCUAAGCUAAUUUUUCCAGUGCCAAACUGUUAAUUAUUACAUUCAAAUGAAUUAAUCUGAAGACAUUCAGAUGGUUUUAUAUUAAGCUAAUAUGUCAAACAAUAUUUUUUGCUCCAAUGUAUAAUUUUUUAUUAGCUUAAGUCAAAAUUUUCUUAUUCAAUUUGCUAACAGGCUAUGUUGCUAUUUGGAAUCAAGCUAGCAAUUUUGUGCUAAGCUAAAGUUUCAAAGUGAUUUUUGUUUAAGUAUAAAAUUGUUUAUUAGCUUGAGUCUAACAAUUCCCCUCUCCAAAUAUCUGCACAUAUUUGAUAUCAAAUAUAUGUGAACAUAUUUCAUAACAUUCAGCCAAGUUAUAUUGAAACAUCCUGUACAGAGAGAAGCUAACAGUUGUAUGUUAAGCUAAUGUUUUCACCAAAUGUUUACUCAGGGUUUAAUUGUUUAUUAGCUUGAGUAGAGAUACUCUCCCCACAAAUAUGUGGACAUAUUUCACAACAUUCAGCCAUGAUUUGGUUAUUUAGUUAACCUCACAUGCUAAUGAUUUUAUGCUAAUAUUCCAAACAAAUUUCUGCUCUGACUAGGAAAACUUGCAUUCAAACCAUGGCUGUGGCUGUCUGGCCAUAACUUUUAUUCACCUACAGUUCUAAUAUCAGUGUGUGCUUAUACUAGAGACAACACAGAUGGCACAGGUUCCUACGAAACCACUUGUUGAACUGUAAUUUUUUCCUACUUUGACCUUACAUUCUGUAUAUUCUUUAAGAACAUUUACCAUCAGCUACACUUGAAAGGACCAUUUACGCAAACUAAUGGAACAUUGAUACAACUGAGGAGAGCUAGAAGUAGUUAUUUACAAUCCAAAUGCCAACCACGAGAAAAUAAAUGCUACUUUUGCACAUCAAAUUUCUAUAACAUUAAAAAAGCAUGACCCUGACAAA